CUCAGCCAAUCGCCGCUCUCCGGGAGCGCCCGGACGCCAGUGGGCGGGGCCUCGGGCGACGCCCCACGGGCCCCUGGGAGCAGUAGCGGGCGCAGCGCGGGGCCGGUCCGGGGCGUGCCGGCUGGGCCGCAGAUGUCAUGUGGCCUGUGCUUUGGACCGUGGUGCGGACCUAUGCUCCCUAUGUCACCUUUCCUGUGGCCUUCGUGGUCGGGGCUGUGGGCUACCACCUGGAAUGGUUCAUCAGGGGAAAGGACCCUCAGCCCGUGGAGGAGGAAAAGAGCAUCUUGGAACGUCGAGAGGACCGAAAGCUAGAUGAGCUGCUAGGCAAGGACCACACUCAGGUGGUGAGCCUUAAGGACAAACUGGAAUUUGCCCCCAAAGCAGUCCUGAACAGAAACCGUCCAGAGAAGAAUUAAUGGAGGGCCCAGGUCCCUGUGGUCCACAGGGCUGUGAUGUGCCCUGCCGCCAUGUCAACCCAGCUUCAGAACAUACAUCUGAUUUGCUUUGCUGCUCACUCCGGCCCCUUCUGCACCCCACAGCCACACACACACUGGUUGGCCCUUUAUGGCUGUGCAGCUGCAGCAGUAGGGGCCGACCAAGAGGAAGACUGCGAAGAGGAAGACUGCGUCUGCUGAAUGGGCUGUCUGACAACAGUGCAGGCUUCUGAUUUUACCUGGGAGCUCCAGCUCAGGGGGAUGAACACUGCUCUCGGGCUCCCUGGGGAGGGGCGUGGCCUCAACUGGGAAUGGUUGGGGUUUGUUGUUGCCAUUAGGAGGGACAACCUCCAUGUCUAGUUCUAGUUUUUGCACUGGAAAGAAUCAGAAAUCUCCCUGGCUCCCUUGAUGGGUUUUUCCUAUUCUCUGGCACAUGUGUCCCUUUAUCGGCUCAGGAGUAGAUUCUCAGGGGAAGGAAAGCAUGUUUCUGCUGUGGGGAGCUCAGGCUGUUUACCUUGGGGCAGAAGGGGUGUACACCUGGAGAUAAUCACUGUCUUCCACCCUUCCUCACUGUGUAGUGAGAACCUCAAUUAAAGUGGCGCCUGAGACACA
Molecule: messenger RNA, 1046 nt
Organism: Peromyscus californicus insignis
Lineage: Eukaryota; Metazoa; Chordata; Mammalia; Rodentia; Cricetidae
Gene: Smim12
Product: small integral membrane protein 12
Exons: 2
Coding region: 138-416 (92 amino acids)
Source: RefSeq, a predicted model, not a curated record